UGAAAUAGGAACAAGGGAAACAGUUCCGGAUGAGGGCAUUUUCAUGUUUCAGAUUUAUUGCGAACUGAAACAAAUUUGUAAGCUAAACAAGCAACUCGUUGACCGGCUUCCCUACAUGUCUUUGGCAACAAAAUAGACUGCAUACAUACAGAAUUUAAAGCAGGCUGCGUGAGAUUGCGAGGGAAAAUGACGAAUUUCUUGGACAUUCAUGCAGAGUUAGCCUCCAUCAUGGACAUUUUGGCAAAGUCUGCGGUGGCUGAAAUCAGCAGACUCGUGGACGAUGGUGCCGCGUUGUUACGGUUGGAAAUUUCUCGGAGCCACAGGGAGAUUGCAGUGCUGAAGAGGAACCUUCAGCUGAAGGAGAGCGAGCUGCAGACCGCGCGACGACUCCAAGAGCGUUUUUCGCAGGGUCGGUCCCUUUCUGUUCCGGUUUGUAGCGUACAAGGGACUGAGAGAGGUGAAUUACUUAUGUUGAACCUCUUGGGAACGCUGAGUGGCUCAUGUAUGGACUUAUGUUUGUUACUGGUGAUACUCUAGCGUGAACGGUCUCCCAUUGCAGAGAAAGUUCUUAGUCAGGAGUGGAGCUUCAGACUAAGAAGAGGAGAACAAACAUGUGUGCAAGAGGUGGACAUGCCUUUACAGUCCAGCAUCAUGAGGAACCAGCAUGCAAACAUGGAGAAGGUCCGGCCUGAACCAGUACUUAUUAAGGAGGAGAGACUGGAAGACAACAGUGACCCACAGCCCACACCUGGAGGAGAGGAACAGGUAGUGCAGCCCACACCUGCUGCAGUGGAACAUGACAAUGAGCCCACACCUGUGGAACAUGGGAAGAAACAGGAAAAAGAGCCCAUACCGGUGGGAGACCCAGAGGAGCUGAGUGAGCAGCACAGAUGUGAACACGGUGAUAUGGAGUUCAGUGGACUGGAGUUUGUGGUGAAGGCAGAGCAAGAGGAAGAGCAUGUAGCCCAGAGACUCAGUCAGACAGGAUGUGAACACAGUGCAGGAAGACUCAACAAUCUGGACUCUGAGUAUGUAAUGUAUGAGAGAGACAGUCAGCUGUGGACGUCCUUUACACAAGAGGACAGUGACAUAGAAACUGAUGAUCCAGUUUGUUCUGACACUACAGAACAGUGCUCACGGAUUUUAUCGGUUCACACACAGCUACAGAACUCUCUUGCCCCCGUGGAAGUAUCUGGAAAAAUGCUGUCCUCUUUCGGAGUGGGUGCGAAGUCGUCUGUGUCUGUUCGCAGCGAGGAGCUCAGGUCAGAGGUCAUUCACAGACCGCAUGGUCAGCGCAGAAAGAGACUGGGCUCACCGACCAAUGAGGACGUUGUGUCACAGCAGCAGCAGCCCCAGCCCCAGUUUUCAGAAUUGAACCCCGAUGCCCCCGACAGGGACCGAUAUGCCCCCCAGGCCCGAGCGGAGAUGAGAGGAAAGCCCCACAGGAGGGCGGGGACGGGAGAGAAGCGCUUCAGCUGCGCGCAGUGCGGCAAGAGCUUCACCACCCGCUUCUACCUCAAGAUACACCGGCGCAUCCACACGGGAGAGAGGCCCUUCAACUGCGCGCAGUGCGGCAAGAGCUUCUACUGCACGUCUCACCUGACCUCGCACCAGAGGUCUCACACGGGGGAGAAGCCGUACAGCUGCGACGAGUGCGGAAACUCGUACUCGCACCUGAACUCCCUUAAGCUGCACUACAGGGUCCACGCGGACGAGCGAGAGCUGGGCAGCGCAUGAAUGACGCUGGAGGACGCUGUGCUUAAAAAUGCAGCGCUGCCAUAAGUUCUGGUGGUCGGUUCGGGGGAUGAAUGAAGACCGUUGUUUUUUUUUCCCUCAUCGUUUUGUAAUUUCCAGUCCUUGCUGGAUUUAAUUAAAAAAAAUGACAUCUUUUUGA
Messenger RNA from Anguilla rostrata (American eel), 1894 nucleotides. Its product is annotated as zinc finger and SCAN domain-containing protein 12-like. NCBI's taxonomy places the organism in Eukaryota, Metazoa, Chordata, Actinopteri, Anguilliformes, Anguillidae. Gene Ontology annotation, molecular function: RNA polymerase II cis-regulatory region sequence-specific DNA binding; DNA-binding transcription factor activity, RNA polymerase II-specific. The coding region runs from base 631 to 1737 and encodes 368 amino acids. The transcript has 3 exons. The record is from RefSeq and is a predicted model, not a curated record. Gene Ontology annotation, biological process: regulation of transcription by RNA polymerase II.